AGCCAUCCUGCUCCCUUUCAUCUUGCCACAGCUUCAUCUUUACCUUUCAGAGUUGUCCCCCUAUUGCUCAGUGCAACUCCUGGGCAACUGGUUUUUGUCCAUAAGCCCAUUUGUGUGCUUGCAGCUAGAGUGCUGGGAAUGUUUGCCCUUGUCAGAUCUGUCCCCCUCAUUCAGCCAGCUACAGAGCCUGACAGAUCUAGGCUUCCUGCCAAUGCUUUUGUGGUGCUGUGGUCUCUCAAGCAAAAAGCCACUCUUUUCUGUAGGUAGCACAGGCUGACAGAUGUUUUGACUUCUGCUUUUGUCCCUGCCUGGCUGUCUUGGAGACAGAAAAGGCACACUGAAUCUAGCGCAGAUGGGAGAGAUGUCUGCUGGGACCUACCAAAGUUCACACGAAAACUGGAAGGAAGAUAUUAGUGCCAUCUUUAUUCCAUCCCUACCUCCAUCCCCAGCUUGACAUGCUACAGGGAGGAGCCACUCUUGGUCCCUGGUUUGCUGGUUGUGGAGAGGCCACCUUGUCAACUGGGCUCGCGUCAGGUGCUCUGAGCUCCCAUUCCUGCAUCAGAACUGAAGAGGUGCAGCAUGGCUCACAACUGCCUGCAGUGUAUCAAGUACCUAAUGUUUGUCUUCAACCUCCUGUUCUGGACUGUACUUUCCUGAGUCUUCAGAAGAAGAACCUGGGGCCAUUGAACCAGAGGACCUGUGUAUCCCCAAGAGGAUUCUGUCACCAAGGAAGUUUGGGAGGCUGUGGAAUCCUUGGAGUAGGCAUCUGGCUGGCUGUUACCCAAGGGAACUUUGCCACCCUCUCCUCUUCUUUCCCAUCCCUUUCAGCUGCCAACCUACUGAUCGUCACAGGGACAUUUGUCAUGAUCAUUGGCUUCGUGGGCUGCAUAGGUGCCAUCAAAGAAAACAAGUGCCUCCUGCUGAGUUUUUUUAUCAUGCUGUUAAUUAUAUUUCUGUUGGAGCUCGCUGUUGUGAUUCUGUUCUUUGUCUACACCGACAAGAUUGACAAGUAUGCUCAGCGGGAUCUGAAGAAAGGGCUUCAUUUGUAUGGGACAGAUGGAAAUAUUGGCCUAACUAAUGCAUGGAGCAUCAUUCAAACCGACUUCAGAUGCUGUGGAGUCUCCAACUACACUGACUGGUUUGAAGUGUACAAUACUACCCGGGUGCCGGAUUCCUGCUGCUUAGAAUUCAGUGAGAACUGUGGACUCCAUUCCCCAGGGACCUGGUGGAAAGCGCCUUGCUAUGAAACAGUGAAAAUAUGGCUCCAGGAAAACUUACUAGCAGUGGGAAUCUUUGGAUUGUGCACAGCUAUGGUGCAGAUUCUCGGACUCACCUUUGCAAUGACCAUGUAUUGUCAGGUAGUCAAGGCAGACACCUACUGUGCAUAGAUACCAUUCCCAAUCUUUCUGCUCCUCCUCCAAAGGACACAGGAGAAAUCUCCUUCAUGCUCAUUCAUCUGACUUCCCCCCCCCCCCCUUUGUACUAUAAACUGUGUAUAGUGCUAUCUUUCUGAAGAUUUUGUGAAUCACCCCACUUUACUGAAAGAGGAAGAAAAGAAAAAGUCAGUACUUGAACUGGCACAGGUAAGAAGCAGCCUUGUCUUUAAACAGAAGAAAACCUCCGAAGAGCAAUGGUUCCUUUUCUAUGGCCUAUGGCAAAGCAAAGGAGGCUGCUUAUGAGGGGCUGAUCUGCAAACCAAUGUUAGGAAAAGAUUGCACUGAGGCAACCUCUGCAAAACCUGCCAGGUUGCCUUCCCGCAUUUCAUGGUCCAGAAGAGAGGGCAUAGAAAAUGAGUAUUCUUCAGCAUGGAAAGAAGGUACAGAGUAGCUAGUGCUGAAUGCAAUUGUAAUUUUACUACAGUUUGCACUCAGCUAAAAUGUCAAGAUCAAGCAGCCCUGCCUCCAAGUGUCUCAAGAUGAUUUUGUAGCCAUGAGAGGAUCAUCUUCAGAAAUGUGUUAUUUUAAAGGAGUAUUUUUAAUCUUAUGCGCUGCAAAGUCAGGCUUUUAAUCAUAAUCUGUACAGUGAGAUCUGGCUGUUAAGGGAAAACAAUAUUGGACGUUGUCUCACUUAUUAAUUGCCAGUGGCAUAUAGAUGCUUGACUGUAUAUGUAAUAUAUAUUACAUUCAUAUACACAUACUGUUCUGAAAGGAGGUGAAAUACCCAGCAUCUAACCUCAGAAAGAGGGAACCUUUCUAUCCCAUUUUACAUUCCAACUGAAAUAACCAAGUAUUAUUUCUUGUAGGAAGCACUAUCACUUAUACCUCUGGGAAACAAGUAAUUACUUUCAGCUGUAUCUUCAUUUCAGUAAACAACUUGUGAGCAGGUUCUCUCUGUCAUUCUACUAUGGUUUUAUUUUUUAUCAUCCCUGUUUCAAGUUAGUUUACCAAAAAAUAACACUCAUUUCCACACCUGAAGAUCAUACAAAGCUGUCAGCUGUUCCUUCCCUGAAUGUGUCACCUUUUCAUUAAUUUACUUUGGGAUAUCAUCAUCUGCAGGUAUGAUAGAGUUGCCUUGUUGAGGAAAAAUCUUUUGCACUUUGCCCAUUUUUCUGGGAGUUAUUAAGACUUCAGAUGUUUUUAUGCUUAGCUUUUUCCGUGCCCCCCCCCCCCAACUGCACGCUUACAACAGCCAAGACACAUCAGUCUUUGUUAGAACUGGAGUCACCUCUCAGUUCUGCUUUUCAAACCCAUCUUCCUCUGCCUGGCUGUUGGCUAGAAUAUGCCCCACACUUUCUAGAAUUUGCAGAAAUCAAAAUCAUAACUUUCCUUAGCCAGAAACAGCCACCAAUUUCCCCACCCUGCAUUGGUAACAGAAGUAAUUUAUGUAGCACCCUUCUUUGCACGCUCUCUCAUCAUGAGGUCAAGAAUCAGAUGUUUCCUAUUGUUCAAACAAACAAUUCCCCAUCAGCAAGCAGCUGCAGAUAUUGCACAUGUGACAGGGAGAAGCUGAAGCACCCCAGGGAAAGGACACAGCAGGGAAGAGGCAAACAGAGCAAUGCAGCUGGCCUGCUCCCUGCAGCCAGCCCUUGAGGACCACUCAGCCACUGACGAUAGGACCAGAAAGACAACCAUGGUGCCCCUGUUUUCCCAGAAAGCUCAAUGCAGCCAUUCCUACUGUGACAGACUAAAAGCAUGCAUUAAGUUCAGGCAAAAAAAGUUACCCUGUACCUUUACUGCUUACAACAGCAGGACUCAGCUAUGAGUGACAUUUUGCUUACUUUGAUUUAAAGGCAAUGGCCAGCAGUAAAACUGGACUCACCAACUCACAGCCUAUCGAACAAUCUCCUUAACACCCGUUAAGUAACACUUUUCUGGACCUGCACCAUUGACAAAUACUACUCCCACUGCUUAGGUUUUGGGUUUGUUUUUUUUUCCUCUUUCUUUGCUGAUUUCCUGCAGUCAUCUCACCCCCUUAGGCUCCAUGUUUUGUGGGGAAGUGCUUAGGACAGUCUGGUGUGUGAAAGAGCAAGUAUCUUCCAAAAUCUUACCCCCCACCUUUACACAUCAACCUCUGUAGCAUAGGGCAUUUAGCUGUGUGGGCUAAGUUGAAAGUAACAUAGUCCUUGCACACAUUUUAUGUGGCUUCCCAAUCACUCACUAUCACAGCAGCCACCACCACUAAAGGAUUUUACUGCCAUGCUAACAAGCCUUGACAAAUGUUAACAGACCUCAACCCAAGACAGAGGUUAAACUGAGUGAGUAGCCCACACACAGGCACCCUGCACCCCAAGCAAGAGACACUCUGGGUGUUACAAUCUCCAGUCUCAAUGCUGUCUGCUUCCUCAGCCCAGGCUGACCUGGCAACAGUCCUGCUCUUCAAAAGAUGGUGUAAGUUCAUUCCUUCCCUCUCUCCACUACGUUCCUUUCUUACCUGCAUAGACAUGAUUCCAGGUUAGAUGUACCAUUAGUUCUUGCCAUGGUUUAUAGUUUGUACACACAGGUGCUCCUGCUGACAGCUCAGAGCUUCCACCACUGAAAAGCAGCAUAACAGAGUGAUGAAUACAUUAAUAAAACAUCGAUUUUUAAGAAAGAUAAAAGGUAGACAAGUCUAUUUGUAGUGAUCCCUGCCAUUAAAAAUUAACACAGAGACAGCAGGCUGCUGAUGGCUCAGCUGAUAAGAUUAAACCGUUGUGCAGCAGAGCUCCCGCAGAGGGCAACUCUCAUCAAUUUGCCUGGUGGUGGGAGAAGACAGCUCACAAACCUGCAUCUUGUGAUUCCCCCAAUAAUUAUGUGCUGAGCUCGCUCUUAGAAAAGCCUGCUAGACUUCAGCUAAAUCUACAGAAGAAACAAAGUGAGAAAGAGAGACUGAAGAAAAGUCACACUUUGUAGCUCCCUCUAAUUAUUUUCCACAGUUCAGGUGUCUUUACAACAAGAUAAACAUCGGUUUUCCAAAAACAGGUAUCUAUAAGGAGUAUAAGCAAUAUUCAUUUUGUAAAUCCCAGUCACUGCAACAGAAACAUACAGCACUAACUGCUGAAAAGAAAGAAAGGAGAAAAAAACCACCCAACCCAGAAAAACCCUGCAACCCAAAACAAACACCCAGACCACACAUGGCUGCUAAUAAUUCUUUUUUUAAAUACUACCCUUACACUGCCAACUGAGAUGCUACUGCAACUUGUUUAUAACUUGAACCAGACUAUUUUGUAUAUUUGAUGUUAUUAACUCUGUACAGACAGGCCAAGCAGAUGUUAUGGUGCUUAAAGCAUUACCAGCACAAUCCAAUUUCAAACCUCUGAACAUACUGCAUAUAACAAGCCUCAGACUUAGCAUAUUUUCUUUUUAAAAGCAUUGCAUACUUUCUCUGCUGACAAGGACAGAAUAUUUUGUGGUAUGUAACAGCAAGAAUCUUUUUUUAAAAA
Harpia harpyja (harpy eagle) is the source of this 4858-nucleotide messenger RNA. It is a transcript of the gene TSPAN4, whose product is annotated as tetraspanin 4. The coding region runs from base 456 to 1388 and encodes 310 amino acids. Gene Ontology annotation, cellular component: membrane. The record is from RefSeq and is a predicted model, not a curated record. The transcript has 10 exons. Lineage: Eukaryota; Metazoa; Chordata; Aves; Accipitriformes; Accipitridae.